GACAAGUUUAUUAGUAUUUUAGAUUCCUAGCGUGAAUGCUUCAUCUCUUGUGCCAAAAACAAUUCUUUUCACCACCACACACGAAACUUCUCGAUUCACUUUCCAACACCAAUAUUCUCCAUUUUCAAUCAUGACGAUGCCGCUUUUAAACCGUCGCUAAAAUUAAAAUCAUUAGCAACGAAAAAAAAUUACAAAAAAACCCAACCACAAAGAAAAGUUAUAGCUAAAAAGCACCGCCCUUUAGCCAAUAAAGUUAAAGCUAACCCUUUAGCCAGUACAGUAACCUCUUCAACUAUCUUCUUUGUUUCUCAUCUUUGACUUCCCAUUCUCAACGCCCAAUAUCAGAUCAGAUCAACUCUAUCUAUCUAUGUAAUUUUUAUAGAGGAAAAAGAAUCUAUACAGUAAGGAUUUUCGUUGAGAGAAAUUUCAAAUAAAGGCUUUCAGACCAAUCCAUGGGUUCUUUCAAUCCAACCAAACCCAAGGUUUGAUCUUUCUCCUUUUAAAUUUUCUCGAAGAAUAAAAAAUCCUUUCUGGGUUUUUCUUAGAUCUGUCUUUGCAAUCGAUUUCUGGUCUCUUUUUUUUUUUUAUGAUCUUCCAAGCUUUAUGGUUCUGGGUUUUUAGGGCGUACAAAAUUGGUUCAUAAAUUUGACCUAGUAAUUAGGGCUAUUGCUCAAUUUCUGAAUAUUGGGAAGUUAUAGUGUUUGAUAAGUGGAAAGAUGCAAUCUAGAAGAAACGAGGAGCAUGUUGAACUAUCUCCGACUGUUAAGUUGCGUAGUCAACACAGGACUGCCGCUGAAGUGGGUACUCAUGACCCUUAUCCUGUUUCGCGUUGUGAGGUGAUGAAUGAUCGGUCACCUCCACCUCGUGGACGGAGGAGUUGUAGUCCAAAAACCCUAGAUGUGUCUAGGAGGGGGGCUUCGGUUAGGGAUCGAAUGAGCGGAUCGAUGGAGGGGAAGGAUUCGUAUGGUUGGCAUUUGGGUGGUGGCAGCACUGAAAAAGCACGGUCAAGAUCACCCGCAUAUGAGCAAAUGCGUAAAAGGCCUCAUUUUGAUGAUGAGGGAUUUGUCAAUAGAAAAUAUGAUUAUGUUGCGCAUGUCGGUUUUGGUGAUAAUACAAACUCCACAGUAAGGGGUUCUUACAGGUAUGAUCAUGGUUCUUCUAGGAUGUGCAAAGAGAAGGACUAUAUGAAAAACAGAGUUACAAGUGUUGAUGAACAUAUGAUGGGUCAGAAAUUGAUCCCAGUGGAAGAUUUUGCUAAAAGAGUGCCACGUCGGUUGCCACAAGAUGUGGGUCCAAGCUUAAAUUAUGCAGAAACUAGUGGACAGUUACUGUUGUCCUCAGGUGGUAUUGAGCAUCGAGAAACUUUACCUUCAAAUAAGGGGAAAGUUAUGAAUUCUUACAAAGAAGAUAAACCCAUGUUCCAUUCUCAGGAUGCUGCAUAUGGUAUGGUGGCAGCUUCUCACUCAAGGGACUUGUUGAGCACUCCUCAGCUUAAGGAUUUUGCUGGAACAUCUUCUAGUAUCCCUAGGACUGAGCUUCUGAGUUCAUAUCAGGAUGAUGCACCCUUGCCUGUUUCUGAUGAAUAUCUUAGGAGCAACAGGAAGCUCACAGAAACUGUGGGAUAUAAUAAAUACAACCGAAGGCCACUUACAGAUUCUGUGGGAGAUCCUGAAGCUGCUAAAAGGAAUAUGUCAUUAUAUCAGCAAUGGACAAAUAGUCCGAGCAGGGCUGAGUAUGAGGAGUACCUUUACAGAAAACCUAGGGCAAUAGGAAGUAAUAAUCAUGGAUAUCUGGAUGAGGACUUAACAAGGAUGAUGCCUUCUCAAUCUCAAGUUAGCUAUGAAGAUGCUUCAAUUGAUUAUGGUCAUAGAGACAUGUCAAAACCAAAAAUUUUGCACCAUGUUGUAGAGAGGAUUGAUAAUACAAAUGAUUCUUAUGGAAAUUCAAGAAAGGGCAUCAUAUGGGAUGAUCAUACUCUGCAACCAAACUACAUAGAUAUGAGAAGAUCAUAUGCAUCAAUGCAAGGUGGGGAAUAUUUGGGUUCAGAACACACCUAUGUUGAGUCUGGAAGAAGACUACCACAAGAUUAUGAAAUAUCACAUUUGGAUGCAUCUCACAAUCGUCAAUUAUCAAAUUUGAGAUCUGAUUAUGGUUUUGGUAGAGGAGUAGGUCUAGAGUUUCAAAAUGAAAGAUUGAUAAAUUCUGAUGCAUCUGAAUUUGAUUCUGAGCAAUGCAGACUUGGUCUAAGAACAAAGAGAAUGGAGGAAGAGCCUGACAUGUUCUCAGAGAGGAUCCUUAAAAGGAAGUAUCUUAUGGAGGAAGAUGUUGGUAGGCCCAGUUCAAAAACUAUUGUAUCUAGCAAACUUCAUUCAGCUGGUGACUUUGGAGGUCCAUAUGAAAGUGAAGAGCAGAUUGAUGAAGAUAGGAUUGCUUUACAUGCAUCUAGGACAAAAGGAUAUGGCCACAAUGAAUAUAGAAAGGUUGGAAGGACAUAUGAUGGGCAAAACCAUCAUGGAGAUUUGGAAUUGGAUGACUGGUGUACGUCCCAAGGUUCUUUGGCACAUUCACAAAGGGUUCCAGUCAGGUUUUACAAAAAUAGUGGUAAAUAUAUCAAGGGAAAUCCCAGAACUGGUUCUUUUAACUGGCAUACUUCACACAACAAUGACAGAAGAAGUAACCUUCACAAACAAAACAAAGUUUGGAAAAGAAAUGAAGAUUAUGAUGAGGAUAUAAAUGCGAAUGAAGGUGACAUGACAGAAGAUUUAGUGAAUUAUGCAGAGGUUGAGCUGUCUGAGGAUUCAGAAGAAUUUAAGCAAUUGGUGCAUGAAGCGUUUUUAAAGUACUCUAAAAGGUUAAAUUUGAACCAGUCUGUUCGUAGAAGAUACAAGGAGCAAGGACAAGCUGGUAGUUUGUUCUGCAUCGUAUGUGGUAGAAGCUACUCAAAGGAGUUCAUGGACACCCAACGCCUGGUGAGACAUGCCUUCAUGUCUCACAAGGUUGGGUUAAGGGCACAGCACUUGGGACUUCACAAAGCAAUAUGUGUGUUGCUGGGGUGGGACAGCGUGGCACCUCCUGACACUAUAACAUGGGUUCCCCACGUCUUGCCUCAAGCUCAAGCUUUUGCUCAGAAGGAGGAUUUGGUUCUCUGGCCUCCAAUUGUUGUCAUCCAUAAUAUUUCCAUGGCAAAUAACAAUCCUCAAGAACAGAAGGUUCUUCCGAUUGAAGGGGUGCAGGCCUUUCUAAGAGGUAAAGGCGUUGUUGGGGGAAAAAUCACCGUGUGCCUUGGGAGGCCUGCAGAUCAAAGUAUUAUGGUGGUGAAGUUCUUAAGCAAUUUUACUGGACUGGCAAUGGCAGAGAGACUUCAUAAGUAUUUUGUUGAAAACAAGCGAGGGAGAGUGGAAUUUCACCGAACAACAUCAAACAAUGGCAAAAGCAGCAUUGAGGAAAUGGGCAUACAGGGUGACAAGUUGGAGGAACAGCUUCUGUAUGGUUAUAUGGCUAUUGCAGAGGAAUUGGACAAACUUGAUUUUCAUAACAGGAAAUGGAGUCUGGUAAAGAGCAAGAAGGAGAUUCAGGACUUAGCUAAUGAUCCUGUUAAAAUUGAAGAGAGGUGACUGUCUAAAAAAAAAUCAGAGGCCGAGGAUAGUGCUCUUGUUAGAUCUGAAUUGCCUCUUUAUCUUAUCCUUGAAAGAGCAUUUAUGUCUAAAACAAUAGUAGAUUUGGUCAACCUUAUUUUCUGCUAGCUUUGUAAUCCUAGUAUCCUACCACUAUUAAUGUAAACAGAAAUAAUUGCGAUGUAUUUUUUUUUCUACUUUUGGGGGUGUCUGUGGUUAGAUCUGAAAAUUUAUGUAUUUUUAUCGUAUAAACUAUCAA
Durio zibethinus is the source of this 3873-nucleotide messenger RNA. RefSeq lists its product as uncharacterized. The record is from RefSeq and is a predicted model, not a curated record. Gene Ontology annotation, biological process: regulatory ncRNA-mediated gene silencing. NCBI's taxonomy places the organism in Eukaryota, Viridiplantae, Streptophyta, Magnoliopsida, Malvales, Malvaceae.